ACUUCCCUGAUAAAGUAAAGCGGCAGAGGCUUGUAGUGUGCAAGCAAGCAGCUCUUUCUAAAUGAAUCGCAGUUAAUAACGCAACAAAUUUAUAUUUUAAGGCCGUUAAAUAUAUCAUGUUCGUCAUAGUUUAAACUGAGUUGGUAUUUUUCUGUCUAGCUGCCUACAGGUCGAGUAUUUUCUGUAUUUUCUUUAAACCAUCGUGGAUUGUAAAGUGGACGUUUGAGUCUGGUGUAUGCGGUGAAACAUUUCUGUCGUCAUUCAACAUCCAAUACAUACCCCAUCUAAACAUCAUGCCAUUCCCAUUUGGGAAGUCCCAGAAGAGCCCUGCAGAGAUAGUGAAGAGUCUAAAGGAGCAUGUGGCAUACUUGGAAAAGUUGGAACCCUCUGAAAGCAAAAAAUGUGAAAAGGUUGCAGAGGAAGUAUCAAAAAACCUAGCGUCAUUGAAAGAGGUGCUGUGUGGCACCGGAGACAAGGAGCCUCAGACUGAAGCAGUGGCUCAGCUUGCUCAAGAGCUGUAUAACACCAACCUCCUCAUUUCCCUCAUAGCCAAUCUGCAAAGGAUUGAUUUUGAGGGAAAGAAGGAUGUGGUUCAUUUGUUUAGCAACAUAGUACGACGCCAGAUUGGCGCUCGCACCCCAACUGUAGAGUACAUCUCUUCCCACUCGCAGAUCCUCUUCAUGCUGUUGAAAGGCUAUGAAACCCCAGAAGUGGCUCUUAACUGUGGCAUGAUGCUGAGGGAGUGUCUGCGUCAUGAACCUCUGGCCCGAACUAUUCUGUUCUCAGAAGAAUUUUAUUGCUUCUUUCGCUAUGUGGAGCUGUCUACCUUUGAUAUUGCCUCCGAUGCUUUUGCGUCCUUUAAGGACCUACUGACAAGACACAAGAUCAUGUGUGCAGAUUUUCUGGAGACGAAUUAUGACAGAGUGUUCACAGAGUAUGAGAAGCUUCUGCAUUCUGAAAAUUACGUCACAAAGCGUCAGUCUUUAAAGCUCUUAGGAGAACUGUUGCUGGACAGACACAACUUCACAGUCAUGACCAAAUACAUCAGUCGAGCUGAGAAUCUGAAACUGAUGAUGAACAUGUUGAGAGACAACAGCCGCAACAUCCAGUUUGAAGCUUUUCAUGUCUUUAAGGUGUUUGUGGCUAACCCAAAUAAGACGCAGCCUGUGAUGGACAUCCUACUCAAGAACCAGUCCAAGCUUGUGGAGUUCCUAAGCCACUUUCAGACAGACCGUUCUGAGGACGAGCAGUUCUGCGAUGAGAAGAACUAUCUCAUUAAGCAGAUUCGGGACCUCAAAAGGCCUGUACCUGCAGAAGAGUCCUAAAAGAAAGAGGGAUUAAAACCAGGGAGCCCGCUAGUGAUGUGGUUUGUUUACGUGGGAAUUUAAACAAAAUAAGUCAAAGAAAGAAAGGCGCAUCGCAUAGGACUAAAUCUAUUUGCAUCCAGAAAUCUAAACAGGUAGAGAAAUGUUGUUGUCAGUAUGUGCAAACUCUGUCUUUCUCUUUACUUGGGGGGGCAGGCAGGCUUUUGCUAUGUAAGUGGAAACCAAGCACUCCAUUUAUCGCCAAAUUAUUAUUAUUAUUAUUAUUAUUUUGUGGAUAAAGAUAUUAAUACUGUUGUAAGUGCAACGUUUAUAAAAAUAGUUUCGCUUUGGUCACGUUCUUGAUGGUGAAUCUUAGCAAAAAGAUAAAAAUAUACCCAAUGCCACCUCAAGGCCUUUUAACGUUUUUAAGAUAUGAAGUUAGAACAGUUGUAUUGGUACAUGUAUGGCUUGGCAUAUUUGCACUGAAUCUUGUAGAUUUGCUCCAGGAAGGCCAUUAAUGCCAGUUCAGACUCAAAAUCGAAUUGUACAAGCAUUAAAAAAUGUGACAUGGUGGGAGACAACAGUAACUUAUAGGUCAUUACAAACACACAAAUUAACUGUAUACACUUACAUUAAUCUGUCAAACUAAGUGAGACUGAAAGUACACCAUAGCGUUUAGUUGUCGUCAUUCCGCGCUCAAUUUCCAUCUCAACUCGCUGCCUUAUUUAAGUACAGUAGCUUGGUCAAUUUGGGUCUUCUAUUACAAUUUUAUUUAUCUAUAACAUUGGAUUUGUAGUAGUAUUCUGUAUUUGCUUGGGUUAACACUUAUAGGAUUAAUUUCAUUUAAACUCUUAAAAAAAAAUAUAUAUAUAUAUAAACGACUCUUUUAUACACACAAUAGAAUUUAAAUAUUUUUCUAUGAACCAUGUAAGGAAUUCACGGUUCAUAGACAUAAGUGAAUGGUACACAAUUACAGUGCAAGACAUGAUAACCCAACACACUGUAAUAUUGAAAAUAUGUCGACUGCUUGAACUGGGUAUGUCAUGACAUCCCUUAUGCUGCAGUUUGAUGGACAGCUCAGACAAGCCAAUGAAAAGUUUAACAGAUGGUUGCAAUAGGAAAGACUGUUUUAACCAUUUUCAUGUCUUGCACUGUCAAACUUGAAUGAGCCAAAACUGUGGUAACACACAUUGUAUCUUAUGCCUACAAUUUCAGUGCCUCAUGGAGGUUUUGGAUGAAAAACAGGAUUCUACUGAUGUUCAUUUUAAUCAUUAGUCUCUAUACCUUAAUUUGAAUAUAUAUUUUACAUACUCUGUUUGCACAAAGUCCUUUCUCAUAUACCUCAUAGGUUUUAAGUGCUGUUUAUUUUCACUCGGCAUGUGUUUCAUUACUUAUAUUAUUGUGUAUGUGGGUGGUAGUCUGAAUUAUGCAAGCAAUACAACAUGGUUUUAAAAUGCUGGAAAGGACCUACAAGGGAAACUAAUUCUGUUUUGCAGUUAAUGGAUACACAGAACAUCACAGGUGUGAGAAGAGCACUCACUGUUUAUUUAUAUGAGCCACAGUUUUAAACGGAUUACGAAUGUCAGCUCAUCACCAAAAGCAAAUUUUUCAAAGCGGUUUGACUUUUGCAUGUGGAUAUAUUGUAUUGUUUUUGGAGGUGCAAGUAUGAGUAAGAAAACCAGACAUACUUUGCUUUUAUUAACAACACCGAGUAUUAAAUCACAUUGCUUUUGUCUUGAACCAUAGCAUAUACGGAUUUAUCUGCCUUUUUUCCCCCAAAAGUAUAGUUAUUGAAAACAAAAUGUUACUUUUGUUUCACAGAUGUGAUUAUUUCACCUUUAUGGGGCUUUACAGAAGUCAUUUGUCUAAGAUAAGUUAAUAAAUGCUUUGUACCUUCAGAUUUUCCAUCUAGCAAAGGUGAUUUUAGAUAAAGAGAUCGAAAAUGUUACAGUAGAUCUUUUGCAAGUUAAUAUUACAUCCACCUUACAUUAACUUCAGCAUUUGACUCAAUGUUUGCUAUGCUAAAUUUUACUCUGUUCUCGCUCAUUUCCUUUUCAGUUUCCUGUUAUAUUUUCUACUGUGGGAGAGGAUUAUAUAUGUACAUAGUUUUAUUUUAAAAAAGCUAGCUAAAGUGUGGCAGCAUAUUGAAAAUAAAAUAAGCAAUGGCACUCUUUGA
Molecule: messenger RNA, 3480 nt
Organism: Misgurnus anguillicaudatus (oriental weatherfish)
Lineage: Eukaryota; Metazoa; Chordata; Actinopteri; Cypriniformes; Cobitidae
Gene: cab39l1
Product: calcium binding protein 39, like 1
Biological process (GO): intracellular signal transduction
Molecular function (GO): protein serine/threonine kinase activator activity
Source: RefSeq, a predicted model, not a curated record